AUGAUUUCUUCGGAAAUUUUAUCUGGAUUUAAUGUUGAUGGUGAUUAUAACAAAGCAAUUUUUAUAGAAAAUAAAAGCAAACAAAUGGAUUCGAAUCAACCUUUGAAAAGAAUGAAAACUAUUCACACGGAUAUUCAUAUGAUAAAACGUUUAGCAGAAGAAUUUUUCUUCAAAUCACAUUCGUUUAGUGAUUUGGUGCUUGUUGUUCAAGAUAAAGAAUUAUAUGUUGAUAGAAGCGUACUGGCAGCUGGGUCAAAAGUUUUUCAAUCAUACUUUCAAGACGCAAAUAUGGAUUCAAUCGAAAUUCUUGAUGUAACACCUGAUGAAAUGAUUGAACUAUUACAAUUUUUAUAUCCACAGUUUCGACGUACCAUUAAUAAUGAUAAUGUGACGAUUUUACUCAUUCUUGCUCAUCGUUUUGAAUUGAAUUUUAUUUCAUCAGCAUGUCGAACAUUCAUAUUACUUUAUUUAUCGAAAUUUGAGUAUAUCAAUAUGUAUCCAAAUGGUGGUGAAUUUAUUCAACAAGAUGAUGGUAUACGUUUAUCGAUUUCAUCGAUUCUUGAUAUUUUAUGCAUUUGGUUUCGUGAAUUUCUACUCGUCGGCGAUAGAACUGCAUGUGACGCUAUCUUAAAUAGACUAGCGAGAUGUAAUAGUUCAAGUAUUCUUGCAUCGAAUGGUUUUAUGGAUUUAGAAGAUAGAAUGAAAUGGAAAAUUUUUCAAGCACGAACAAAAUAUUUAGAAAAUCAAAGAAUAUCGGAAUUCGAACAAAAAUGA
This is a messenger RNA of Rotaria socialis, 774 nucleotides long. The record is from the annotation of a GenBank genome assembly. Lineage: Eukaryota; Metazoa; Rotifera; Eurotatoria; Philodinida; Philodinidae.